Macadamia integrifolia is the source of this 1383-nucleotide messenger RNA. RefSeq names its product plastid-lipid-associated protein, chloroplastic-like. The transcript has 3 exons. The coding region runs from base 195 to 1202 and encodes 335 amino acids. Lineage: Eukaryota; Viridiplantae; Streptophyta; Magnoliopsida; Proteales; Proteaceae. The record is from RefSeq and is a predicted model, not a curated record.
CUCCAAUGGUUUUUAACGUUGUCGAUUAGCUAGGAGACUUUUAUCAAUGAUCAGUUUCGAGAGCACUUCAUUUCCCACAAAUUCUUUCUCAACUCUGUGAAAACCCUUCUGGAUCUCUUCAAUUUACUCGCCAAUUGUUUCUAUUGGGUGAUCUAACUGCAAGGAAUUGAUUACAAGUUUCUGUACACAGAGGAAUGGCAGGAAUUUCAUCUUUCAGUCCCUUCCCUUGCGAGACCCUUUCUUUGUCUCAGGGUCAUCUAGGUUUCAGGAAGAAGAAUUCUCUUUCCACAGUUACGGUUCAUUCUGGAAGGAUCCCAUCAGGGAAGGGGAGGGAGGUUGCAGGGUCGAGGUUUUCAAUCGGCUGGGCGAGUCGUGGGGUGAGACCGCUUCUGAGGAUUAAGGCGGCGGCGGAUGACGAUGAGUGGGGAGCUGAAAACGAGGAGUGGACUGGGGAAGGGGUUGCAACGGCGUUGGGAGAGGAGGAGGCAGAGGAGAAGCCCAAGGAGCCAAGUAAGGUGGAUAAGCUGAAGAAGGCUUUGGUCGAUUCAUUCUAUGGCACGGAUCGAGGGUUGAGUGCUUCCAGUGAGACGAGGGCCGAGAUUGUCGAGCUCAUCACGCAGCUUGAGGCCGUCAACCCAACCCCUGCUCCCACCGAAGCUUUGACCCUUCUCAAUGGCAAAUGGAUUCUUGCGUACACUUCGUUUGCAGGGUUGUUCCCAUUGUUCUCGAGAGGAACACUACCAUUAGUGAAGGUAGAGGAAAUAUCCCAAACCAUUGACUCAGAGAACUUCACAGUCCAGAACUCAGUCAAGUUCAGUGGACCUUUGGCCACCAGUUCCUUCAUCACCAAUGCCAAAUUCGAAAUCCGAAGCCCCAAACGUGUUCAGAUCAAGUUCGAAGAAGGCAUCAUUGGAACACCCCAGUUAACAGACUCAAUUGAGACACCAGAAAGCGUGGAUGUUCUAGGGCAGAAGAUUGACCUCGCCCCUUUUAAAGGUCUGAUCACCUCACUUCAAGACACUGCUUCAUCUGUGGUGAAGACCAUCUCCAGCCAACCACCCUUGAAGAUUCCCAUCACCAACAACAGUGCCCAGUCAUGGUUGCUCACCACAUACCUCGACGAAGAACUGCGAAUCUCCAGGGGUGAUGGUGGCAGUGUGUUUGUACUCAUCAAGGAAGGCAGCUCCCUCUUGACCUCCUAAAUAAGGGUAUAGCUGAUUGUAAACAUUUACGCUCUCCAGCCUUGUUAGGGGAUCUUCAGUAGUUGUGAAUGUGCUUGUGGUAAGGUGUACUAUAUAGGGAAAGUGAAUAAUGUUUGCUAGAAAAUACAGGCUUGUAACUGUAACAAACCUUACACUACAUUUGAAGACGGUUUUAGAUCUA